This is a messenger RNA of Oreochromis niloticus (Nile tilapia), 4057 nucleotides long. RefSeq lists its product as uncharacterized. Gene Ontology annotation, cellular component: nucleus. Gene Ontology annotation, molecular function: DNA binding. Bases 1754 to 3730 code for a protein of 658 amino acids. The record is from RefSeq and is a predicted model, not a curated record. NCBI's taxonomy places the organism in Eukaryota, Metazoa, Chordata, Actinopteri, Cichliformes, Cichlidae. The transcript has 3 exons.
UAACUCCAAAUUUCAAGUUAUGGAUACUUUUGUUUUGAUUCCCAAGAAUCUAUUAAAACUAGACAUAAGUCAGCAACUGGAUAAGUGAAGGCCAAAACACUGAGCAUCAGGCCUCCAAAAAUAAAUAAAUAAACAACAACAACAAAAAUCUACAGCAGAUUAUCCUCAAGAAAUAGGGAAAAAAAUCCAACAAAGUCCUGACCCAGGACCUGAGCGAUGUAUUUGGCCCUUCAGCUGAUCCAUGAAGUGACCUCAGUGGAAGAGUGGCUGUCAGGAAACCUAAAGGAUGGGAAACAGGGAGAAAAGACUGAGGUAUAGCAAAUUACACAAGAACUGGACUGAAUGACUAGACUGUUUUGAACACAAGAACCAAGGAGUUAGGAGCCGGUGGUUGAAAAAUGGUUGAAAUUAUGAAAGCAGAAAAGCAUGGUCAGAUUUUCAUCCACCGUGCAAGACAAUCUAGAAAGCAUCUGAUUGGCAACAGCUUCCUCUUUCAGCAUGACAAUGAUCCCAAACAUAUGGCCAAUGCAGUAAAAGCACACGUGGACAGCAAAAACGCAAUUGAACACUAUCAGUCAUGGAUCAUGGAUCAGUCAUGCAUCAAGAUUAUUGGAGCAGUGUGGGAUCAGACAGAGAACAGAACAAAAGGCAGAAACAUCCAAAGAAGUGCCUUGAAUAUAUUUCAAGAAGUCUGGAGAACUAUUACCGAAGACUGCUUAAAGAAAUAAGAAGAAAGCAUGCCGGAGUUCAGCCUGUGUUAAAAAAUAAAGGUGGUCAUACCAAAUACUGACUUUCAGGCUUGUUAGAAUUGUUCAAACUCCAAUUUUUUCCUUACAUACUGUAUUUCUAUGUGUGUGUUUGCACAUGUUUGGACAAGUCAAUGUGCCUGUUUCUCAAUUUCUGAGCAAUCUAUUUGAGGUAAAGCUAGCUGGAUUGUCAACAUUUUUUUCUUCCACAAGCUAUUUGCCAUUGCAUAACAGCAAAGCAAGGAUGUCCUUGUUAUGGAACUUCCAGAGACACUACUGAGAGUAAAGACAGCAGCUUCUCCCUCAGCAGCAGGUAUUCAGCUCAGCCAUGCUGGAAUGCCAGCGUGGUUGGCAUGCUGGUCAUGCUGUAGAAUGAAGUUUGGACCAAUAAUCAUCUACUUCCUGACUGUAUUGCGUGAAGGAUAAUAAUCUAAACGUCUAAAGUGCCUAAGACCUUUGCCCUGUAGGGGAGAGUGAGGUAAGAUGAGCCAGUGGGUAAGUUGAACCACCCCUUGUAUCUAGGUAACUGUGUUCAUGUUUUGUCAUGUGACCAUAAAUCCAGGAAGCACUCAUCAUUUCCAUCCUACUAUAUUAAAGAGGAGCACAUUGGAGAAGGGGUAAGUCUGUAUUACACAAAAAAAUGUUUUCUGCUUGUCAAAGUAAAAUUUCUGCAUAUCAGGUAAAUUGACUGUAAUAUUAAAACAAAUGUAUCUGUGUCUAAAAUGAUAUAUUAUACAUGUUGGUGGGUUUCUAAAAUAUAAUAUAAUCUGAAGAAGUUUUCUAAAGAUUAGCCUAAAUUGCUAAACUAGCCCGUUUUUUUCAAAAUGGUGGCUAUGGGGCAAAGUGAGCCAAAGCCUAUGGGGUAAAUUGAUCCAAUGGUUCAACCUACCCCACCAUAAGGCACUGAAAUUUAUUUAAGGCUCUGACUUAUUAAAUAGUAUUUUAGUUCAGUAUACUGAACCCUUUUGUUGUAUUUGUCAUAUGUUAACUAUUAUAGAAAAGAUAUCAUGCCAAGGACCUACAGACGGAAGACCAGCUGGGGCUCAACACCCCUGGAGGAGAUUGAAAGGGCAGCGAGUGAAGUCAAGGGAGGAAAGUCCAUAAGAUCAGUGGCUAAAGAAAGACAAAUUGACAGGUCAACAGUCAGGAGAUAUAUUAAAAAGAGGGACACACAGGAGGUCAAAUCGGUUGGCUAUAGUGGAACAGCUUCAGCAAAGAGAGUCUUCUCUGAGGAGGUGGAGAAGGAGCUAGCAGAGCAUAUCAAGAAGCUUGCAGAGCAGUUCCAUGGCAUUUCCCCAAAGAAAUGCCGUGAACUGGCAUUAGAAUUGGCAGGCAGAAACAACAUUCCUACUCCCAGCAACUGGACAGAGAAAGGUUUAGCCGGUAAAGAAUGGUUCAAGAAUUUCUUGGCACGCCACCAUCUCUCUUGCCGUAUGCCUGAGGCAACAUCUUUGGGAAGAGCUACAGCCUUCAAUAAGACUACAGUUGGGGAGUUCUUUGACAAUCUGGCUAAAGUGAUCGACAGGUAUAAAUUCCCCCCAAACAUGAUUUUUAAUGUUGACGAAACAGGUGUAACAACAGUACAGACACCAAAGCAGGUAGUGGCAGAAAAAGGAAAAAAACAAGUGGGCUCCAUCACAUCUGCUGAAAGAGUCGAACUGGUGACUGUAGUCUGUGCUGUCAAUGCGACUGGUAACGCAGUCCCUCCGAUGUUUAUCUUCCCAAGGGUUAGAUACAAAGACCACUUCAUUGCAGGAGCACCUCCGGGAUCAAUUGGUACCACUACAAGAUCAGGCUGGAUCAGUGAAGAUGUCUUUGUUGUGUUCCUUGAACAUCUGGUUCAGCAGACCAAGUGCUCCCCUGACCUGCCACUGCUGCUAAUCAUGGAUAACCAUGAAGCCCACAUUUCACUGAAGGCUUUGGACAUAGCAAAAACAAGUGGUAUUGUAAUGCUCACAAUUCCACCCCACACUUCCCAUCGCCUUCAGCCUCUGGAUAAGUGUGUGUAUGGUCCAUUUAAAACCUAUUACAACAGAGCUCUUGAUGGCUGGAUGAGGUCCAACCCAGGCAAAACUGCCAGCAUAUACCAAAUUGCUGGUUGUGUGAAUGAUGCUUUCAUGUCAGCAAUGACACCACGAAAUAUCUCCUCGGGAUUUAGAGCCACUGGGAUUUUCCCUUACAACAGAGAUAUCUUCUCUGAUGCAGAGUUUGAGCCAUCCAUGGUGUCAGACAGGCCCAACCUGGAGCAGCAGCCUGCCGCUGAAGGUGUUGCACCUGUGGUUUCAGCCUCUCUUUCUGCUGAGCUACCUUCACCAGACCCUGUACAUGCAUGUGGUUCACGAAGUGACCCCAACCAUGCUCGAUAUGUGUCUCCCACUGAUAUUCUACCCUUACCCAAAAGUCAGCAGCCCAGGAAACAAACAAAUCGAAAGCGUGUGAAGACACGAAUCCUGACUGAUACACCUGAAAAGCAGGCAAUUGAGAGACACCAUGAAGAAAGGACAAAUAAACUGAAAGGCAAAAAAGAAAUAAUCCACAAAAAGCAAGGAAUGUGGAAGAGGAAACAAACCCAGACAAAAAUUGCAGUGGAAAGCAGCUCUGAGGAGAGUGAUGUUCCCAUCCCAUUUGAAGACACUUCUGAGUAUGAGAGUUCCAGCGAUGAAAGAAGUGAACCAGAUGUCUCAGACCUGGUAGUUGGUGACUUUGUCAUCGUAAGAUUUGCAUCCAAAUCCAGGAGCCACCAUUACAUUGGCCUGGUUGACAGCUUUGCAGACAACGAAGUGAGUGCCAGAUUUCUCAGAAGAAUCCGAGGGAUCACUAGCAGUAAGAAACCCACGUUUGUGUUCAAGGAAAAUGAUGAGGCAUCUUUCCCACGCAAGGAUGUGCUGAAGAAGCUACCUCAACCUCAACAGGCUGGAGGAACUGCAAGGAGGGAGCAACAGUUCAUAUUCCCCUGCAACCUUGAUCAUUGGAAUAUUGAAUAGUUCUUUUGAAUAAAUGGUUUUGAACUGGUGGUUUGUUUAGAAACCACCAGUUUCCAGGUUUGUUCUCACAGGUUUACAACUGUUAAAAUGGUUUGUUUUCACAAUAUGAUCAGUUUUACAUUUUAAAAACUACAUGGUCAGUUUGCCCCAAGAUGGCUCAGUUUACCCACUGACUAGGUUCAAUUUACCCCUAAUCUGGGGCAAGUUGAGCCAAAGGAGCAUUUUUUUUUAAUAGGUCAUUAUUUUGGGCAGCGUCAUCAGACAUAGAUUCUGAUCAUUACAUUUGAAAGGAGACAUCCUGAAAUAAAGGAAUAUGUUAUCAUUCUA